UGCACUGGCCAAAAUCUGUCAUUCCUAGGAAAGUGUGUCACAACUCACAUACUUUCUAUACCAACUAUAAAUAAACCACUCUUUUUCUAUGCAUAUCUUAUACAUUGGUGUGUCACAGAGUCACACUUGAAUAUCCGAGGAAAAUUCUUUUGCAUCCCCGUGUAGCUAUGGGUGGUUUCGACGAGCACAAGCCUACAAUGGCUAUGGUGGGGUUGCAAUUUUCUUAUGCAUGUAUUUCUCUCUUCACUAGAAUAGUUCUGGUACAAGGAAUGAGUCCCAGGGUAUUUGUAGUUUACAGGCAAGCCAUAGCAACUUUGAUUAUGACACCAAUAGUUUAUUUCUCAAGGAGAAACUCCAAUAUUAAGUGUUCUUUGAACUUGAGAAGCUUCUCUUUGAUAUUUUUGAACGCUCUUAUUGGUGUCACAUUGAAUCAGAACCUCUAUUUUGAGGGCCUAUACUUAGCAUCAACAUCAGUUUCAAGUGCGAUGAGCAAUCUUGUCCCCGCAGUUACCUUUGUACUCGCAUCUAUUCUUGGAUUGGAGAAGUUGAAUUUUGGAAGCAUGAGAACUAUUGCCAAGAUAUUAGGGACAAUCCUGUGUGUCAGUGGAGCAAUGUUCAUGGCAUUGCUUAAGGGGCCAAAGCUGCUUAAUGCUGAAUUACAACCAGAAAAUUGGCUGCUGGGUUGUCUAUUUCUCUUUGCAAGUUGUUGUUGCUGGGCACUAUGGCUGAUUUUACAGGUUCUAGUUUCAGAAAGCUAUUCUGACCACCUAUCUUUAUCAGCUUGGAUGUGUUUCUCAGCCACAAUACAAUCAGCGAUCCUUACACUAUUUAUAGAGCGAGACCCAAAUGCAUGGAAUAUACAUUCACCUCUUGAAGUUGCAUGUAUUUUAUUUACAGGAUGUAUAGGAUCUGGGCUUUCAUUCUUCGUUCAAGCAUGGAUCAUAUCAAGAAGGGGUCCACUCUUUUCUGCAAUGUUCAAUCCUCUGUGCACAGUUAUUGUGACCAUAUUGGCUGCUGCGUUUCUUCAUGAGAAGAUCUAUACCGGAAGCUUAAUUGGUGGAGUUAGUGUGAUUAUUGGUUUAUAUGCCGUGCUAUGGGGUAAAGCCAAAGACCUUGUUGAAAUCAAAGAAAACGCAAAUUUCCAGACUGAUGAGGCAAGUACCGUGAAGACCUCGGAAGUUGAUACUUCAGAGAAAACAAGUUGGAAAAUUGAUUUGGAGAAACCCCUUUUGACUGAUAAAGCAUGCAAUGUUGAUGAGAGUGGGAUAUGUAAGUAAAUAUAAAAAAAUAAAAAAUAAAAAAAGAGAAGAAAGAAAGAAAGAAAAUACCUUCACAUGCAAUGGUGUAUCGAUUAGCAUCGAAGAACAUGUUUGUGCAACUAUUGAUAGAUAAAACUUGAAGGAAAGAAUUUUGUAACAUUAAAAUGUGAAAUAAAAGAAAUAUU
Messenger RNA from Quercus robur (English oak), 1444 nucleotides. RefSeq names its product WAT1-related protein At4g30420-like. The coding region runs from base 168 to 1277 and encodes 369 amino acids. The transcript is spliced from 7 exons. The record is from RefSeq and is a predicted model, not a curated record. Gene Ontology annotation, cellular component: plasma membrane. Gene Ontology annotation, molecular function: transmembrane transporter activity. NCBI's taxonomy places the organism in Eukaryota, Viridiplantae, Streptophyta, Magnoliopsida, Fagales, Fagaceae.